Molecule: messenger RNA, 1269 nt
Organism: Musa acuminata subsp. malaccensis (wild Malaysian banana)
Lineage: Eukaryota; Viridiplantae; Streptophyta; Magnoliopsida; Zingiberales; Musaceae
Product: GDSL esterase/lipase At1g31550
Molecular function (GO): hydrolase activity, acting on ester bonds
Source: RefSeq, a predicted model, not a curated record
AAUUAAGCUACUGUAGGCCUCCUAAUUAUUUGGGCACCGAGACGCGUUGCCCUCCCACCCAUCCAUCCAUCCAUGGCAUCAUCGUCCUUCCCCCUCCAUCUCAUCCUCCUCGCCAUCAAUCUCCUCCUGCUGCCGAGCGUCGUCACCCCAUCCACUGCCCGCUACUCCGCCAUCUUUAGCUUCGGCGACUCGCUCGCCGACACCGGAAACUUGGCCUUCUUCUCCGGCGGCAAGGAUCAGGCUAACCGGCCUCCCUACGGCGAGACCUACUUCCAUCGACCUAACGGCCGCUAUUCCGAUGGCCGAAUCAUCCUAGACUUCAUCGCACAAACCACGGGGCUGCCUCUGGUGCGGCCAUAUCCUGCAGGGCGCGGCAGCGAGGGAUUCGUCUACGGGGCCAACUUUGCCGUGGCAGGAGCCUGCGCGCUCAGCAACGCCUUCUACGAGGCCGAGGGAUUCAACGUCACAUGGGAGGAUUACUCCUUGGGCACGCAGCUCAAGUGGUUCGAGCAACUGCUGUCGUCUCCCUCUGUUCUUGCCCCGAAUGACGCUCUGAGCAAGUCGCUGUUCAUCAUGGGGGAGAUUGGGGCGAACGACUACAGUUCUGUUUUGGUCGGCGACAACCCCAUGGAGUCCGCUCAAGCCCUCGUCGCCCCUGUCGCGCGCGCAAUCGGUGCGGCCAUCGACGCGCUGGUUCGGACCGGGGCGAAGACGGUGUUGGUUUCCGGGGUCUUCCCACUGGGGUGCGUCCCUCUGUUCCUCACCAGGUUCCGGACUCGGAACGCCGAGGCGUACGAUCCAGCGACGGGUUGCCUCAAGUGGCUGAACGAGUUAUCGCAGAAUCACAACCUGCUGCUGCAGCGCGAGCUCCGUCGACUUCGGCGAGCCCACCCACACUCCACCAUCAUCUACGCUGACAUUUAUGGAGCUAUGAUGGCCAUCUACACAUCUCCAAGCCAAUUCGGGAUGAGGUCGACUCUGGAGGCCUGCUGUGGGGGCGAGGGGCCCUACGACUACAAUUCCUCCGUGACCUGCGGUGAUCCGACGUCGACGUUGUGCAGCGAUCCAUGGAGCUACGUUUCUUGGGACGGGCUGCACCUCACCGAGGCAGCCUACCAAAUUAUUGCCAAUGGCGCGGGUAUAGUGGCCGGACCAAACGCACAAGUCUCCCACUACGCAAACGUUGAUCAAAUGUAAGCAGUAUAGAUUUAAAGAAACCAAGUAGAUCAAAUUAAAUGAUGAAAUAUAGAAUAGUUUUUGGUGAAAUAA